Molecule: messenger RNA, 2190 nt
Organism: Cynoglossus semilaevis (tongue sole)
Lineage: Eukaryota; Metazoa; Chordata; Actinopteri; Pleuronectiformes; Cynoglossidae
Gene: lta4h
Product: leukotriene A4 hydrolase
Exons: 19
Coding region: 89-1936 (615 amino acids)
Biological process (GO): leukotriene biosynthetic process; proteolysis; peptide catabolic process
Cellular component (GO): cytosol; nucleus
Molecular function (GO): zinc ion binding; aminopeptidase activity; leukotriene-A4 hydrolase activity
Source: RefSeq, a predicted model, not a curated record
GUGACUAUGACGUUUUUCCGGUAGUUUUCCUGUCCCCUUUCACGUCUCCGCUUCUCCCUCUGUCUCUGUGAACAGUUAAACUGUAGACAUGGCUUCGGACCACUGCUCCCUCAGCUCUUACAGUCGCUGCACCACCAAACACCUGAACCUGCACCUGAAUGUAGACUUCAUCAGGCGAGUCAUCAGCGGAAAGGUGGAGCUGACGGUGGAGGCACUGGAGGACCGUUUCUCUGCCCUGACCUUGGACACUCGAGACCUGAAAAUAAUCUCCGUCAAGACCAAUGGACAAGCCGCCCGCUUCAGUCUGGGCCCCAAACACAGCUUCAAGGGGACACCGCUGGAGAUCGUGCUGCCCUUUGACCUCUCCAGAGGGCAGCAUGUGAUUGUGGAGGUGACCUAUGAGACGUCUCCUUCGUCAACGGCUCUGCAGUGGCUUUCAGCUGAACAGACGGCCGGCAAGAAACAUCCUUACCUGUUCAGUCAGUGUCAGGCUACUCACUGCAGGAGCAUGGUCCCCUGCCAGGACACUCCUUCUAUCAAACACACCUACUACGCUCAGGUGUCCGUCCCUCAGGACCUGGUCGCUUUGAUGAGCGCUGUGAGAGAUGGACAGACAGCUGAUCCUCAAGACAGCAGCAGAAUUGUGUAUAAAUUCAGGCAAACGGUUCCCAUGCCGUCCUACCUGAUAGCCAUUGUGGUGGGAGCGUUGGAGAGCAGGGUGAUCGGCCCAAGGUCCAGAGUCUGGUCUGAGAAGGAGUUUGUGGACAAAGCGGCGUUCGAGUUUUCGGAGACUGAAACCAUGUUAAAAACCGCUGAGGAUCUCGCUGGACCCUACGUUUGGGGUCAGUACGACAUCUUGGUUCUGCCGCCGUCUUUCCCAUACGGAGGCAUGGAGAACCCCUGUCUGACCUUUGCCACGCCCACACUGCUGGCGGGGGACAAGUCUCUGUCCAACGUGAUCGCACAUGAGAUCUCCCACAGCUGGACUGGAAACCUGGUGACCAACAAGACCUGGGAGCACUUCUGGCUGAACGAGGGUCACACGGUCUACCUGGAGAGGAUGAUCGGCAGGAGUAUGGAGGGCGAACAGUUCCGACAGUUUGACGCCAUGGGCGGAUGGAAGGACCUGCAGGACUCCGUGAACACAUUCGGAGCCAACAACCCACUGACAAACCUGGUGCCCAAUCUGCAGGAGGUGGACCCCGACGACGCCUUCUCCACAGUGCCGUACGAGAAAGGCUUCACUCUGCUGUAUCACCUGGAAGAACUCCUUGGUGGUCCAGAGGUGUUCAUGGGCUUCAUAAAGGCCUACAUUCAGCUGUUUGCCUACAGCAGUGUCACCACGGAGGAGUGGAAGAAUUACCUGUUCACCUACUUCAAAGAUAAGGUGGACAUACUAAACAAGGUGGACUGGAACAGCUGGAUGUUCACACCUGGAAUGCCUCCUGUCAAACCUCAGUACGACACGACUCUGGCAGAUGCCUGCAUUUCUCUCAGCCAGAGGUGGAUAAAGGCCAAAGACCAGGACCUGAACAGCUUCUCGGAGAGCGACGUAAAGACUCUGUCGUCUCCACAGAUGAUUGAGUUUCUCUCUUUGCUGCUUCAGGAGGAUCCUCUCCCUUUGACCCAUGUGAUGAAGAUGCAGCAGGUCUACGAUCUCAACUCUUACCUGAAUUCAGAGAUUCGCUUCAGUUGGCUCAGGUUGUGUGUUCGUGCCAAGUGGGACGAUGCAGUUCCAUUGGCGUUGAAGAUGGCGACGGAGCAGGGACGGAUGAAGUUCACCAGACCGUUGUUCAGAGAAGUCUACAACUUCGAGAAGUUCCAAGAAGAAGCGGUCAGAACGUUUAUUGCUAACCGUGCGGCGAUGCAUCCGGUCACUGCUGGAUUAGUUUCUAAAGACCUGAAGGUGGACGCCAUCAUCACCACCAACCUGUGAACCCAGCACCAACACGCUUUACUGUAUCAACUCAGGAGCAAAUCGCAAAUCAAUACUUCCUUUACAGCAGCUAAUCACUUGUUUUCCUCUAGUUAUUUCUGUGAUUUAUUUUGUCUUCUGUAGGAAACAUGAUUAAUCUCAGAACAAAAAAAUGUUUUUAUCAGGUGGUGAUCAAAAAGUGUUUGAUACAAAGUCAGCAGAAAAUUUUAGUUUCUGAGUCCCAAUAUAUAUAUAUAUUAUGUAUGAUAUUAUGU